AUGGCUUUUGUUGAUCAGUUCUCUGAGAUGGAUGCGUCAAUUUCCAAUGAGUGGGUUGACUUUGAUCAAUUCCUCGAUCUCCCUUCAGGCUACGACGACCAGUCGACUGCCACUACCGUCUCACCUCAGGACUUGGCUCUCCCUUACGAGGCAGAUGGGAUGUUCACUUCCCCAUCUGAUUUCAUGCAAUCCUCCUUCGACAUGACCAACUAUGAUCUCUCACAAGAAGAGUUCAUGGGCAUCGAUGGAGGUUUCAUGCAGGACCCGGCUGCUCCUUUGUUCGAUGAUGCUGCGUUCCUGGGGUACAACCCAUACGACAGCAGCAAUACAUUCCGAAACUUGGUUGAGGCACAGGCCGCCGCCGACCCGCGCGUUGCUACUAUCAAGGAGAAGCGCCGCGAGGCAGCGAUUGCGUUACACCUGCAGCGCCUUUGCGAAGCCACUGCUCUCGACUUAGAUAUGUCCUCCGACUCCAACACCAGCUUCUCAUCCCCAAGCUGGUCAGAAUACGUUCGCGGGAGCAUCUCCCCGCGCUCUACACCAGAUAACACAUCUGUCGAGGCACCCCCUCCAGGAGGCAUGGAGAUGGUUCUCGACUUGAACAUGAACACCGCAGCCAAUGUGCCUAAGAAACAGAAGCCUCGAUCGCAGGCACAAAAGGAUAACUACAUCAAGGCUCGGAAGUACGGUGUCUGUGAGAAGCACAAGAAACAGCACAAGCGAUGUAACUGCCUGGAGAAGGCUGCUGCUCGUGUCGCUGCCAGCGACGUUCCGAUGAACGCCGCACUCCAAGAACGGCCGAGGCAGCCGAUGCUCCAAGUUCCGAUCCUCCCAGAGUCGCGCUACUCAGACUCGCCCGGUCACGACCCAUCAUUCAACUCACCUCAAGCGCUUCCAACCAUCAAGGCAACAAGGAAGACAACAAGUAUCUCAUCUGGUCUCGAUCAAUCUGUGGGGCUGCCGUCAAUGGGACUGCCUGUCGCGGUACCACUCGCCAAGCAAAUCAUCAGAACAAAGACUCGAAAGAGUACACCACCGGGACACGAUAUUGUUCUAUCAUCUGGCAAGCCAGUUCUCAAGAGCACCUCGAGUCAAGACACCGUUCCACCGUCGAGCAGAAACAUCGUGAAGGGCGGGGCUGCUGGACACGACAUAGUCCUAUCUGGCAAGACCAUCGCAAACCACUCUGUCGCGGGACACGAGAGAGCGUUCACACAAGACAGGAUCCCAAAGAACGCAGGAAGUGGACAAUCCCCCGAUCCAUGCAUUUCAAGUAUGCCUCGGCCAGCUCAGGCAGCUGGGGUGUCAUCUGGCAGCUCAAGCUUGCGCUGGCGCGUAUCGACUUUGUCGGUCGGUCCUGCGUAUUCAGAAAGGACCAACAUCAAAACGACAUCCUCGGUGGAUCACCCAACUACCGGCGCUCGCCACACUCCAGGUCUUCGUGUAAACCAAACGAGUUCCACCCGCACUGUGGAAAUCCCUGUGGUGCCAGGUGCUGUUGCUGGCAACGUUGGAAUGCGCCAUUCCAUGCCCCUCGUGCACAACUCUGGAAUCCAGGUCCCUGGACCGGAUCGCGGGGGAGUUUCAGAAGGACUUGCCAAACAACUCGCAACACUCUCUGGCUUACAGUUGGUGCCAAAGGAUCUAUUGGUCUCGCCGAUUCGGCGUGGAUCGCCAGAUCUCUUUGGAAACACAUUGCCGCAUACCUUCGAGGUUCGGCAACUGCUCAUCAGCGGAGGUCUUAUUGUUCGGCCCAUUGCUGAAAGUGUCGGUGGCCUUCUUGCCAGUACUGCCUUGGCAUUUGCCGAUGCCUGGAAGUCAUCACUGUCGCUGGCAGCUGGGGUUGAGGGCAUUGUUCACAAAGCUCUCUCUCUGUUUGGUCGACACCUUAUGUCUGCGAAGAAGGGCUUACAUAUGGGCGGACUGCGGAACGCUUCGUGCCUAUGA
This is a messenger RNA of Penicillium robsamsonii, 1947 nucleotides long. RefSeq lists its product as uncharacterized. The record is from RefSeq and is a predicted model, not a curated record. Bases 1 to 1947 code for a protein of 648 amino acids. The transcript is spliced from 2 exons. Lineage: Eukaryota; Fungi; Ascomycota; Eurotiomycetes; Eurotiales; Aspergillaceae.